Molecule: messenger RNA, 2765 nt
Organism: Oreochromis niloticus (Nile tilapia)
Lineage: Eukaryota; Metazoa; Chordata; Actinopteri; Cichliformes; Cichlidae
Gene: ggnbp2
Product: gametogenetin binding protein 2
Exons: 14
Coding region: 164-2203 (679 amino acids)
Cellular component (GO): cytoplasm; nucleus
Source: RefSeq, a predicted model, not a curated record
AUAGUGCCCUCUGUAGGCCGCACGCUUUAAGACGUCAGCGCCUACGUGAGCAGGGCAAAGGUGAAAUCAGUAAUGAAGAUUCCGCCACCGUAGCAGCUUCUGUCACUGUCGCAGUUGUUUAUUUCUUUAAGGAGUCUUUCAGGAGAGGGUAAAACUGGAAGUCAUGGCACGCCUAGUAGCAAUCUGCAGGGAGGGGGAAGAGGAAUACCCAUUUCUGGCAAGACAGAUCCCCCUGUAUAUCGAUGAAACACUCACGAUGGUAAUGGAGUUUUCUGACAGUGUAAUGGAUGUUGACAGUCACGAAAUAAACACUUCACACUUGAAACAGUUUUCUGAGUAUCACUCCAAGUUGAAGCAGCAGGACUUGAAUAUUGCCCUGAUGGUGGCAUCCAGAGAGGUGUACAGUGUACUAGCUCAGCUGGUGCCAUGCGUGGGCUGCAGACGAAGUGUGGAGCGUCUCUUCUCACAUCUCGUGGAAUCGGGAAACCCAGCCCUGGAGCCCCUCACCGUGAAACCCACAGGCAUGCUCUCUGUCACCAAGACAUGUUUGGCAGAUGUGAAGAAACUCUACACGCUCUUCUACGUCCAUGGGGCUAAAUUGAAUGACAUGAUUGACGCUAUUCCGAAAAGUAAAAAGAACAAACGCUGCCAGUUACACUCCUUAGACACACACAAGCCGAAACCUCUAGGGGGAAGCUGGAUGGAUGUGUGGGAGCUGAUGUCUCAGGAGUGCAGAGAUGAAGUGGUACUGAUUGACAGUGCCUGUCUUCUUGAGACGCUGGAGACAUACUUGCGUAAACACAGGUUUUGCACAGACUGUAAAAAUAAAGUGCUGAGGGCAUAUAACAUCUUGGUUGGGGAGGUGGACUGCAAUAAAGAGAAGGGGUACUGUGCUGCGCUGUAUGAGGGACUGUGCUGUUGCCCCCAUGAACGCCACAUCCACGUCUGCUGUGAAACCGACUUUAUCGCUCAUCUCCUCGGCAGGGCAGAGCCCGAGUUCGCAGGAGGAUACGAACGCAGAGAGAGACAUGCAAAAACCAUUGACAUUGCACAAGAGGAAGUCCUGACCUGUCUGGGUAUUCAUCUCUAUGAGCGGCUCCACAGAAUCUGGCAGAAACUCCGAGCCGAGGAGCAGACCUGGCAGAUAUUGUUCCAUUUGGGAAUUGAUGCACUACGUAAAAGUUUUGAGAUGGCAGUGGAGAAGAUGCAGGGCAUCAGCCGGUUGGAGCAGUUUGUCGAGGAGCUGUCUGAGGAGGAGAGAGCCAAAGAACUGAAGCAGGAGAAAAAGAGGCAAAAGCGAAAAAAUCGACGCAAAAACAAGUGCGGAUUUGAUAUAUCUGAACAGGAGGGAGAGGACAAGGAGAAGAAUCUUGAUGAGGGUUCUCUUGAGUCUGUGGAGAGCAGUUGCAAGGUCUGUGGUAGCCACGAUGAGGAGGAUGAAGCCGGCUGUGAUGAGACCGUCGCCACCAAUAGGAGCACUUCCUGUCGUUGCCCAGACAACACCAAACAAGAUUUGUCAGCACACAGCAAUGGAAGUGACUGCGGCUACUCCUCAAGUAUGGAAGGCAGUGAGACAGGAUCGCGAGAAGGCUCUGACGUCGCCUGCUCCGAGGGAAUCUGCAACCACGAUGAAGCUGGAGAUGACCCAAACCUUCAUCACUGUGCUGAAGACAAGGAGGAGGAUGGAAUAGACAGCUGUGUUGACUGCUGGCCGCACUCUGAGGAAAACGAACAGUGCAAGAGUAAAAAGAAAAAAAGAAAGGGCAAGGGGUUCUGUAGCGAUGAGGCUCAGAAGGGUGAAGGUUUCAUGUCAGAUGGGAACACAACAGGCCACAGUCCGCCUUCAACGCACACAUGUCGAACCAAAGAAAUCUUUUCCACCUUAUGUGGCGAUACAUUUGCCAGUAUUGCACUACGGUUACCGUGGACUGUACAUCAGAAAAACCUCAGCCUUCACAUGAGGCCUGCAAUGGCAAAUAUAAGUCUUGUAGAACUUCUGGAUGAUUCAGAAGUGACUUCCGAUGAAGAGAAUUGUCUCACGCAGGAUGAAAUCCAGGCGUUUCUAGAAAGAAACCAGUCUUUCUACAACAACCGCCACCAGUACCGACAGCUCCUGAAAGAGAAAUUCACCAACUACUGCCGUGCCACUGAGCGGAGUAAGCCAGUCUGUGGAAAGUGGUUUGCCACAACUAGUGUCAACUAACUAACUGCACUAAUAAAUCUUCCUACUGGGGGAGGAAAAAAAAAACACUCAUGACCACUGCUGCAACAUUGUUAGAAAGAUUUCUUGGAGUACCUUUUGUGUCUUGUUCAGUCACUUCUCCUUUAUGUGAUUCUUAUCUUUGUCAUCUCUUUCUCUCUUUUGCACACCAACACACGUCUCAUUUCUUGGACACUUACUUACCUGUAGCUCUCUUUGACCAAGCUUAGCUAUUUGUUGGUCUUCUCUGGGGGAAAUCAGGGUAAGCACAGUGGAAUUAAUAAUCAAGCUUUGCAAGCUGUGACGGUAGGGAUAAAGUUUAGGAAUCUUAUUUUAUGUUUGGUUUUGUUGGGGGGGGGGUUCCCUUUCUUUUUUUUCUACUUUGUUUCUCUUUGGUGACACCUCAGUGUAGUGACGAAAGUUGUACCUUUAAAUGUGUACAGAAAUUCUAAAUAUGAAAUUUUACAGAGAAUAAACAUCCAUUUAUAAAAAUGAUUUGGGUGUGACAUUAAAGCGCAAUGUGCAGACUUUACUAAAUAAAGAUUAUUUAUUAAUAUGCAGUAUA